This is a messenger RNA of Acanthoscelides obtectus, 720 nucleotides long. NCBI's taxonomy places the organism in Eukaryota, Metazoa, Arthropoda, Insecta, Coleoptera, Chrysomelidae. The record is from the annotation of a GenBank genome assembly.
AAAACCACAAGACUGGGAUCCUCAAACAAAUUCUUCCUUGAUCGUAACCUAUAUGUUUUUGACGUAUUUUUGACAAUUUGUUGGCAACUUGUUGAAGUUUUUCGUCGAUUCUAGAAAUUUCAAGAAUAAUCGUUAUUGGCCUACCCAGCUUUAAAUUAUAUGUAUAUUUUAGCUGGCAGAGGUGUCUAAUUCGCAAUUUAAUGUUCAGGAGCUCAAUAAUAAUAAUUGGUUUUGUAUCAUUGUGGAAAAGUAGGAAAAAACAUUGGGGAAAAAUGAGUCAUACAUAACCCCAAAUUUGAUUUGUGUGGCGCCUAAAACCCAAAAACGUCAUGAAGACUGUUGUAAAUAUAAUUUUUGUGUGCUGCUGUAUUUCUUUGGUAAAAAGUAUAGCGAACACGUUACAUCUGAUGGAUGGCACAUCUACAGCAGAAAUAAUACAUGGAGACGUUUUUUUCGAGAUAGUAGAACCUGAAGAGCUUGAAUACACUUAUAGGUUGCGACCAGCCAAAGAUUUCGGUGCACCAUUUAAUGCAUCCUUCCAUGUGAAAAAUGUACCUCUAGUGCCUAUAUUACCUAAAUUUGGCUGCAAACCUCCUGAUAAUGGUGAAGAAAUUGAAGGGAAUGUUGCAUUUGUUCAGAGAGGGUAUGUUAAAACUUAGAUACUGGUAGCGAUCAUCUGAAACAUCUGAUAUAAACAAGUAGGAACUGGCCUCAACUUAG